AUCCGCCAAACCUAGGCUGUGUCCAGGACCGAAUUCAUUCGCCAUGGAGGGCCUCAUGCGGCCUUUGGAGUCCCCGGACUCCUUGAACUUCGCACCUGUCAGCAAGGUUGCUCCGCUGGUGCAGAGUUAUAUUGCCCUGCCAUCCGAGAAGCUCCUGGAGAUGUAUUCCCAGGAGCACGUGGUGAAAUUGGGGCAACUUCUGGUUGCACGUUUCUUCAAUGAAUGCUUGCAGUUGCAGCGCGGCUUGAGCGACCUACAAAGCUCCUUGCAGUCCAGCGAGCAACGACGAGAGGAACUGGAACGAGGCUCGCUGGCUUCCCAGGCGAGCUUGCCCAUGAUGCCUGAGAUCACCCUCCCUGGGCGGCGCGAGGCCGAGGAGAUGAGGAUGGAGUGCGCGCAUUGUUUGGAGACCUCGGAGAAGUUGAGGAUUGCAGAGGAAAGACUACAGGAGAUGCAGGAGCGAGCGCUGCAGUACUCACCCAAGGGCGAUCCGCUGUGCCAACAGCCUGCCAGUGGGGCUCAGCGGGCGAGACGGAUCACGAAGAAGGAGAUGAGGAUGGAGUGCGCGCAUUGUUUGGAGACCUCGGAGAAGUUGAGGAUUGCAGAGGAAAGACUACAGGAGAUGCAGGAGCGAGCGCUGCAGUACUCACCCAAGGCGCCGCAGAGUGCGCGCGGCUACAGCGGGGCGGUGGCGGCCGAGGCGCAGGCGCCGCAGGAGGCGCUGUUGAAGAAGAAGGCCGCCGUGAUGCUGCAAUCCGCCUGGCGCCGCCGGGCCGCGCAGCUGCGCUUCGAACGGCACCUGCUGGACCUGAUCUUUCCCCAAAGGCCGGAGGGGCCUUCCACACCGAUGGCCACGUUGAGUUCGCUCCGCUUGGUACAGGGCCUUCUCCGCCGCGUGUGGCGCUCCCUGCGACGGCGUGGCUUGGACUUUGAGCUCGCCUACCGCUGCGCCGAUGCAGGCUACCAGAAGAAAGCCGGCACGAGUGCAGCGGAUGGAAGCUCCAUGCGAGUGGGACACUUCCUGCAUUUCCUUUGUCAGCAACAAGG
Molecule: messenger RNA, 1047 nt
Organism: Durusdinium trenchii
Lineage: Eukaryota; Dinophyceae; Suessiales; Symbiodiniaceae
Source: the annotation of a GenBank genome assembly